Molecule: messenger RNA, 1110 nt
Organism: Kluyveromyces marxianus DMKU3-1042
Lineage: Eukaryota; Fungi; Ascomycota; Saccharomycetes; Saccharomycetales; Saccharomycetaceae
Gene: PRP21
Product: Prp21p
Exons: 1
Coding region: 1-1110 (369 amino acids)
Biological process (GO): regulation of alternative mRNA splicing, via spliceosome; mRNA cis splicing, via spliceosome
Cellular component (GO): catalytic step 2 spliceosome; U2 snRNP; U2-type prespliceosome
Molecular function (GO): RNA binding
Source: RefSeq, a predicted model, not a curated record
AUGACUGACCUGUCAAACGAUGAUAUACCUGAUUGGAUUGAAGUGCCUGAAGAUGAGUCUACAAAAUUGGAUAUUUUAAACACUGUUGAAUAUGUGCAUCGAAACGGAACUGCAUUUGAAGCAAAGUUAAAUUCAGAUAAGACAAAAUUUGUUUUGCCUGGAAACAAAUAUUAUGACUACUAUUCAUUCAUUUUAGAGCGUAAAAGAAGUUCUCAAAAUGCUGAAAGUACUGAUGGAAAGGAAACUGAAAAUCGACCUCUUGAACCUUACCCUUUUGUGUUUAGCACAUAUCGGAAUGAUGUGGGCAAAAAAGACCUAGAUUUGAUCAAGGCUACGGCACAUUUUUGCGCAAUAAAUAGCGGCGUCGACUAUUUAGAGAAACUACGUGCCAAAUAUUCAUCAGAUUCGCGAUUCGCCUUUUUAAGACAUGAUCAUUCUUUAAAUCCUGUAUUAACAGAAUUCAUCAAUCAAUAUGAACAAAUAUCAGCUGGGGAAUACGGACCCUUAGCUGACAUUAAAGGGCCUAUUAAGAAAAUCUUGCUUUUCAGAGCAUUUCAAAGAGCUCAGAGUCAAGAGUUUCAAGAUGAACUUAAAUAUGAAAUGAGAGAAACAUCAAAGAGGCUCAGAAUACGAUUUUCAGCUUAUCAAUGGAACAAGUUUGAAUUAGUUGAGAGGAUAACUUUCUCAGAAGAGGAUGAAAAAGAGGGUUUACCUUCUUCUGUUGAUUUCGAGCAUUUGAAAAGGACAAAACUUACACAAGAUAUUAGUAUAUUCAAGGAAAGAAAGGAAGAUAAAACAACUACUAAAAGAAAGAGGAAAAACAUGGUUAUCAAAAAAGCAGGUGAGACUAGAUUACAACAUGAAAAAUAUCAGAAUAACUUCAAUGAACAAAAUAUUAAAUGUCCAAUUACUGGAAAACUCAUACCCGAAUCUCAAUUUGAUGAACAUUUAAGAACACUAUUAAGUGAUCCACAAUAUAAAGAAGAAAAGGAAAAGUACGAAUCGAAACAUAGACUAACAAACUUAACAACCACGGAGGUGUAUGAAAACAUUAAGAAACUAGUCUCUGAGGAAAGCUCAGUAUCUAACAAGAAACAGAAAACUAAGUAA